UUGAUGCCGUGAAACAUGACAUAUGAUUUGUAGUGGACAUGUUGUAUGACAUUCAUAUGACUUGUCUGAUGUGUAAAUUUUAUGCAAAAAUAUAUAAUUUGGAGGGGAAAUUUUAUGUUUCUGAGUUAUUUUAAGAGUCCAGAAAUUGGUUUUAGGUGUUUUUUCUAGUUUUCUAACGAAAAAUUGCUCAUUUUUUGCAAUCGGAUGUUAGAGAUAUCUCAUAUGACUUACGUAUAACGUAUCAUAAGACUUUUGUAUGACAUGUCUUACGUAUAUUUUAUGGAUUUUAUCAAUUUUAUGCAAAAAUUUAUGUUUUAGAGAAGAAAUUCUAUUUUUUUGACCUUUGUAUGAGACUUUUUGAUGCGUUUACAUAGUUUUUCUCGUUUUCUGAAAGAAAAUUUGGAAAAAUAAAAAUUAAUUGCAAAAUUAUUGUUUCCGCCAAAUUUCUGCGCGGCGCUAGUGUUUUUGGAGAAAAAAAGUGCAAAAAUGGUGGAAUGCUGACGCUGUGAAGAAAAUUCACAAUUUUCGGUGGAAAAUGGCAAUGUUAUGUUUUCUCUUCUUGCCGGACUUGAAUCAACACCAAAGUAUUCCGGAAAAUACUAAAUAUCAUCAAGGCAACGACAUCAGUUGUGCAUAAUCUUCUGUUGAGGUGAAAAAGGAAGAUGUUGGAGCUGCUGCGGUGCAGCAACCGGAAGCAGCUGUUAAGGAGAAUGGUGUACAAAAGCAGAAAGGUCAAGAGCAAAAGCCGGAGGCAACAGGAGCAGCAAGUUGAGGAAGGUGGAGAACCCAAUAAGGUGAAGGAAGCUGCUCUGGAGGCAAUUGAAACGCCUUCUAUGCCUGAAAAGCAGGAAGAGAAGAAGCCAAAAUCGACUGUUAUUGGUAACGACAAUUGAGGAGAACCUUUAGCAAUUGGGUAUGCAGCAAACAAUUCUGGACAGGCAGAAUUCUCUGAGCACAAUUUUUGUCAACUACUUCAAGGCGACUCUCUACCAUCGUGUGAGAGGUGUCACCUUUCGACGUGUCCUGGCAGAGCAGGGCUUCGACAUGACAAAGUUGCAGAACAUCUGACGGAAGGAGAAACUCGGUGAUAUUAAAGAUGUCAUUGUGGAGCUGCGGGAACUCAAGGAGGAUGACAAGGAGUUAACGGAUCUCCUUGAUUGUCAUUUUGAUCCGGAGUAGCAGCCAAUUAGGUCAGUGGAAGACAAACAAGAGACGCUUCCAGAGCAGACUAACUUCGAGGAUUUUACCGAGGAAGCAAAAAUCGUCAUUAAAAAGGGCAACAAUCAUCAGGGUGGUCGCAAUUAAUGUGGAACCGCAAUUAAUGUGCCGUGCCGGGUGAUAAACACUGAAAGUAACGCGGAAUGACAAAAAAGAUUUAAUGAGCAAAUAUCUGGAAAGCCAGCCACCUAGAUUAGGAAAACUUACGAGAAAGUAAGGAUGUCUGCCUAGACAGAGUCAGCAGCGUAUACUGCAAAAAAAAACCUUCCAAAAGCCAAGGCUGCUCGAGAACGGCGCCCCCCAGUACCCCCCCCAGUGGAGGAGGAGGACGCAGAAUACGUGGAGUACGCUGAGUGAGCCGUGUGGAUAAAUAAAAAAAAAGUGAAAAAAAAGAAAAUCUUUUAUUUAACAUAUUGUAUGACUAUCAUACAACAUGUAGUAUAAAUUGUCAAUCAACACGUUAUAAAACCAUCAUACAACAUGUUAUAUGUCUGUCAAUUAACAUGUUGUAUGACUAUCAUUAGACACGUUAAUUGACAUUUGCGUGUCGUGUCUAAUUACAAUCAUACAACAUGUCCAUUGACAAUUGUACAACAGUUAAUAUAACAGUUUAAUGACAUAUUGAUUGACAUUCAUACUACGUAUUGUAUGACAGUCAUACAAAAUGUUGUAACCGGAAGUAAAACAAACCUAUAAACAUGUUGUAAGAAAGUCAUAUGACGCACAUGCAAAAUUGUCUAAUGUUGUCAUAUAACAGUCAUAUGACAAAUCAUAUGAGAUUCUGUGACGGAAGCAAUGUAAAUGUCUCUGAAAAAGUUGUACUUUGUCAGGUAGACAAAAAUCAAACAUGUCCGAUAUUUGUCCAGUAACAUACCCAACAUGUCGUAUGACAAAUAUUAACGAUAUCAUAUGACAUGCGGUAGCGGGUUUCCAGGAAGGCAGAUCCUCACGCGGGAUGGAGUUUCCAGUGGAGGAAAUUAAUUUUGCCAAUGUGGUCGUGAAGGAGGAAUACUGCGCCCCAGAAACUGAUAACAAUGACUCUGAAUACUGGACUGGGGAAAGCCCCGAUAUUAAGCCAACAGUUGAUCCUCUGAAGCAGGAAAAUGAUUGGGAUGAAGAUUCCAAUAGAGAGGUCAAAGUAAAUCUUGUGGAAGAUUUGUUGACGCCCAAAAUAGAGCCACCAGAUGAGGUAGAAACGAGCGAUUAUCCUUGCUGCCAUUGCCCUGAAAAGUUUGAGAACAAGAAAAUCCUUCUGGGGCAUCUUAAGAGGAUUCACAACAAGUGCCUCUACUGCCCGGUUCUCUCUCCGACGAGACUUAAACUCCAGCUGCAUAUGGUCUACAACCACAGGGGCCUUCCUAUGGAUAUUUCAGCAUUUCCCUUUACUUGCACAAUUUGCAAGCAAAUCUUUGAAGAUCCAGAAACACUGAGGGAACACAAUGAUGAACACAACGGGAUAAAGCUUCUAGAAAAAGCUCAAAAGGAUCUCAAGGUACCAAAAUCUCCGGGAAUGCAGAUGACAAGAAUCUCCCGGAAAUCCUAUCAAUGUGAAUUCUGUAACCGGACAUUCUAUGAUAAAAAAAAUUUUGAAUCGCAUAUCCAGAGAAUUCAUAUAAAGAAAACUCUAGACUACCCUUGUCCAAAUUGUGGAGAGAUUUCGUGCAAUAAGACAGUUUGUUUGAAGUACAUGCUUGAUUAUCACAGAGAUCUCGAUGUUCCCUCCACCACUAAUCUCCCACCUAAGAGAUGCAAGAAGAGUUUGAAGUAUAAAAUCCACGAGAAUAUAUUUUCAAACACUUCUAAAGUGUCUGGUGGGAAUAGUCCAGAGCUACAAGUAGCAGACUUUUCUUGCUUCACGUGCUCAAUUCCCUUUAAUUCGAAGAUAAAUCUUCUGGGACAUCUGCUACGGAUUCACAAUAAAUGUCUGUACUGUACCUUGAAGUUCUCCAACACUCAUCGCCUUAAAUCUCACAUGGUGUUCCAACAUAAAGGCCUCCCAAUGGAUAUUGCAGCAUUCCCUUUUGCUUGUACCAUGUGCAAGGAGCUAUUUGAUGAUCCGGAAAUGCUGAAGCAACAUUUUCAGAAGCAUAAACCCGAAACCCAACUCACUUGUGAGAUUUGCAACCAAAGAUUCCGAAGGAAAGCAAAUAUGGUGAUUCAUAUGCAGAAGCGGCACGGAAUCUCUGAAACCUACGAAACGGAGUCUUCAAAUAUUCCUCAAAAUUCUUUUGUGGACUACGCGUGUCCGUAUUGCGGGAAGGUCCUGCAAAAUAGAUUAACUUGCUACAAUCACAUGACUUUGCACGAGAAGGAACCCUCCAGCUGUUUUAUUUGCAAGAAAACUUUCAAAACGGAGAAAAGUCUCUUGGGGCAUAUGGAAAAAUGCCAUGUUUUCCACUACACGUGCGAAGUGUGUCCCUGGUCAUCCACAGAUACUGAGGAAUAUCUCAAGCACAUGCAUCUAUCUGAACACAUUAUUGUUCCACAAGAUGAGAAGAAAUCUUCUCCCGGAAGCGUAAAUCUGAACCCGUCAAUUGCUGCCAUUAAAAGUGAAAUAAAAACAGAGAUUAAAACGGAAAUCAAGAUGGAGAUUGAAGAGAUAGAAAAAUAAAUUAUAAAUGUUUGAAUUUUCAGACUUUUGGUAUUCAUAAAAAUAUAGUAAAUAAAUUGAAUAACAGAGGCAAA
Lutzomyia longipalpis is the source of this 3903-nucleotide messenger RNA. Its product is annotated as zinc finger protein 585B-like. The transcript has 12 exons. Gene Ontology annotation, cellular component: nucleus. Gene Ontology annotation, biological process: regulation of transcription by RNA polymerase II. The coding region runs from base 2174 to 3829 and encodes 551 amino acids. Lineage: Eukaryota; Metazoa; Arthropoda; Insecta; Diptera; Psychodidae. The record is from RefSeq and is a predicted model, not a curated record. Gene Ontology annotation, molecular function: RNA polymerase II cis-regulatory region sequence-specific DNA binding; DNA-binding transcription activator activity, RNA polymerase II-specific.